Nematolebias whitei (Rio pearlfish) is the source of this 2617-nucleotide messenger RNA. RefSeq names its product ATPase H+ transporting V1 subunit B2 (gene atp6v1b2b). The record is from RefSeq and is a predicted model, not a curated record. Gene Ontology annotation, biological process: ATP metabolic process; proton transmembrane transport. Lineage: Eukaryota; Metazoa; Chordata; Actinopteri; Cyprinodontiformes; Rivulidae. Gene Ontology annotation, cellular component: proton-transporting V-type ATPase, V1 domain. Gene Ontology annotation, molecular function: proton-transporting ATPase activity, rotational mechanism; ATP binding. The transcript has 14 exons. Bases 70 to 1638 code for a protein of 522 amino acids.
GGUUGCGGUCCGCGCAUGCGCCGUGGCCGUCACGACUAGAACGCCGCUGCGGCUGUUUCAGGUGAAAACAUGGCGAUGAAGGCGCUCAGAGGGAUGGUGAACGGAGCCAUGAGCGAGCUCUCCUCGGCCGUGAGCGGCAACAAACCGACGGCCAACGCUCCGGUUGCCUCCAGGGACACCGCGGGCUUCCGGGAGCACGCCAUGGCCGUGAGCCGAGAUUACAUCUCGCAGCCUCGCCUGACAUAUAAAACAGUGUCUGGAGUCAACGGUCCGUUGGUGAUUUUGGAUCAGGUGAAGUUUCCAAAGUAUGCCGAGAUCGUCCAUCUCACCCUGCCUGAUGGUACCAGGAGGAGCGGACAGGUGCUGGAGGUCUCUGGUUCCAAAGCCGUGGUGCAGGUGUUUGAGGGGACCUCUGGCAUUGACGCCAAGAAGACCAGCUGUGAGUUUACAGGAGACAUCUUACGAACACCUGUCUCCGAAGACAUGCUGGGUCGGGUGUUUAAUGGAUCUGGUAAACCUAUUGACAGAGGGCCAGCAGUCCUGGCUGAAGAUUUCCUGGACAUUAUGGGCCAGCCUAUCAACCCUCAGUGCCGUAUUUACCCUGAGGAGAUGAUCCAGACUGGAAUAUCUGCCAUUGAUGGCAUGAACAGCAUUGCUAGGGGGCAGAAAAUACCCAUCUUCUCUGCUGCUGGGCUGCCACACAAUGAGAUUGCAGCUCAGAUCUGUCGGCAGGCCGGUUUGGUGAAGAAGUCCAAAGAUGUGAUGGACUACAGCGAGGACAACUUUGCUAUUGUUUUUGCAGCCAUGGGGGUUAACAUGGAGACAGCCAGGUUCUUCAAGUCGGACUUUGAGGAGAACGGAUCCAUGGACAACGUUUGUCUGUUUCUUAAUCUGGCCAACGACCCCACCAUUGAACGAAUUAUCACGCCUCGUCUGGCCCUGACGUCAGCUGAGUACCUGGCCUAUCAGUGUGAGAAGCAUGUCCUUGUCAUCCUCACAGACAUGAGCUCCUACGCAGAGGCUCUUCGAGAGGUAUCUGCGGCCAGAGAGGAGGUACCAGGUCGCCGAGGUUUCCCCGGCUACAUGUACACUGAUCUAGCCACGAUCUACGAGAGAGCUGGCAGAGUUGAGGGACGCAGUGGCUCCAUCACCCAAAUCCCCAUCCUCACCAUGCCUAAUGAUGACAUCACUCAUCCUAUUCCUGACCUGACUGGUUACAUCACCGAGGGGCAGAUUUAUGUGGACAGACAGCUUCAUAACAGACAGAUUUAUCCCCCCAUCAAUGUGCUGCCAUCUCUCUCUCGACUGAUGAAAUCUGCCAUUGGGGAGGGAAUGACCCGCAGAGACCACUCUGAUGUUUCAAACCAGCUUUAUGCAUGUUAUGCCAUAGGAAAGGACGUGCAGGCCAUGAAGGCAGUGGUGGGGGAGGAGGCCCUUACAGCUGAUGACCUGCUCUAUCUGGAGUUCCUCACCAAGUUUGAGAAGAACUUCAUCUCCCAAGGCGCCUACGAGAACAGGAGUGUGUUCGAGACUCUGGACAUCGGAUGGCAGCUCAUGAGGAUCUUCCCCAAAGAGAUGCUGAAGAGGAUCCCUCAGAGCACCUUGGCCGAGUUUUACCCCCGAGAAGCCAAACAUUAGCCCAGACACAUUCCGCUUCCACUCCGUCUGGGUGAGACUUUGUGUACGUACAGUGUAGUUGUCGUGAUGCUGUAAAUUUCCCAAAACUCGUGGCUUUCAUGUGGCCUUUACAGCAAACAUUUCCUGCAUAGACCGAAGGCUAAAGACUGAAAUGCACUCCUGAGUUUUAGUGUUUACAGUGUGGUUGUAAAGAAGCUCUGCAGAGAAUGGAGGAAAGUUUAAUCACAUGUCCUAUAUGCCUUUUUUUUAAUUUUUUUGCAAAUCAUAAAAUACCCAGGUCAAAGGUCAUGGAUUUGACAAACAAAACAAGAUGAGAUAAAGCCAGACAGGGAAAGAGAGUGUUCAUUAAAGAAUAAAAAGCAUUAUUACAACCUAUGAAUACAUUAGGGGGACGUCUAUGUAACUUAUUUAUCAUUGCAUGAAGUAUUUUCGGUGGUCGGUGUUUUCAACAUGUGCACUUUGUUGUUGCAUUUACACCGAGACGGUUAAAUUAAAUCCCAAAGUGGAGCCCACAGUUUAAUGGAAACAUCUGGAAAGUCAUCACCAAAAAGCGACGAGUCGAACAAUAAUACGUUUACAGAGUUUAACCAAUAAUCUACAUCACAGUAAAGAUUUGUAUUCUCACUCUUGUAGCCUGUUACAAACCCUCACUGAGAAAAGGUUUUGGACUUUUGUGUGCAUCAAUCAAACACGAUAUUCACCUGAACCUUUCUGCCAACUUCUUUUGGUGUAACCACGUUACUUCUGCUUUUGAUGCUAGCAUCAUAUGCUAACCUGCAUUACUGUAGACAAAGAAUGAAUGACAUUUGACAAGAUGUUGGAACCAGCAGAAAAUCCAGUAAUGAAAGCUUAAAUGACCUGAGAUGACCCCUAAAAGUGUCUAGAAUACUUUUUCUGUUUCUUGGUGUAGUGAUGAGAAGUUUUCAACAAUUCAAAGUUACUUCUCGCUGGUGAUGUUCUUCUCUACAGUGAUGAAACU